GUCGUGAGCGCAGCGCACAUCCCGUGGCACAUUCAUGAGCGCAGCCCGCCAUUGUGUGAUCGGCUCCGGACACAAACACUCCUCACAUUGACAGCAGCCACCCCCGCGUCUUCAGUCGCCUCCAGCCAGGCCCAAACCCCACAGAAACCCCGCACUCCGGCCCCAGGACACAGACAUGUCAGCCAGCGGCCUCGAGGAGCAGCUCCAGCGCGGACACUAGAGAUCACACCGAGGCCACACAGAGCAGAGCCGGAUAGCUUAGCACCGCGGUUAGCCGGAUAGCUUGUUAGCUUGUUAGCCGGAUAGCUCCACAGCGGUGCAGUAGGCCUGACCACCUGCGAACGGACUGCUCCAAACUAUCUUCAUCUUUUUCCCCCUCCUCUCCUCUCAUAAAUCAAACCUUCAUGAAUCACCUGGACCCAAUCCAGAGACCGAAAGGCCAAGCAAACAAAGUGCAAAACGGAGCUGUGACCCAAAAGGAGACUUUGAAUGACGAUGAGUUUGAGCCUUACCUGAACACUCAGGCCCGACAGAGCAAUGCCUAUACGGCCAUGUCAGACUCCUACAUGCCCAGCUACUACAGCCCCUCCAUUGGAUUCUCCUACUCCCUGAACGAGGCAGCAUGGUCCACGGGUGGAGACCCUCCCAUGCCUUACCUGGCCUCCUAUGGACAGCUGAGCAACGGGGAGCCCCACUACCUCCCAGAUGCCAUGUUUGGUCAGCCGGGCCCUCUGGGGAGCAACCCUUUCCUUGGCCAGCAUGGCUUCAACUUCUUCCCCAGCGGCAUCGACUUCUCUGCGUGGGGCAGCAGCAGCUCUCAGGGACAGUCGGGCACACCGCAGAGCUCCGGCUACAGCAGCAACUACGCCUACGCCCCCAGCUCCUUAGGAGGCGCUAUGAUUGAUGGACAGUCCCCGUUUGCUCCUGCCAACGAACCUCUGAACAAGGCGCCUGGCAUGAACAACCUGGACCAGAGCAUGGCCGGACUGAAGAUCGGCAGCACUGCUCCGGGGGGAAAUGGGGACAUUGCUCCUAAAGUGGUUGGCUCUGCUUUAACCGGUGGGGGACCACUGGGUCCUGUGUCCUCUGUGGGGCCCCCCAGCAUGCCUCCUGUGUCUAUAGCUCCUGCCAAGCCCGCCUCCUGGGCAGACAUUGCCAGCAAACCGGCCAAGCCUCAGCCCAAGCUGAAAACCAAGGGUGGCAUGGCCGGUGCCAACCUGCCUCCUCCACCCAUUAAACACAACAUGGACAUCGGCACGUGGGACAACAAGGGCAGCAUGCCCAAGGCUGCCACGCCUCAGCAGGUGCCUCAACCCCCCACCAACGGGCAGCCUCCUAAUCAGGCAUCCCCCCAGCCCGGUGCUACUUCUGCCGGGACCCCCCAGCUGCCCCUGAGCAAUGGACAGCUGGUGCCUCCUGUGUCCCAGAUGGGCCAGCUGCAGGCAGGUCAGCCUGCCAUGGCUCCUCUGGCACAGCCUCUGUCCCAGGGUCCCCCUCCGCCCAGCCAACAGCAGCCCUCUCAGCCCACCCGCUGGAUCCCCCCUCGGAACCGCACCAAUGGCUUUGGGGAGGCAGGUGGGAGCGGGACAGGCCAGUCGCCCCCGUCCUCAACCGGAGUGCCCGUGGUCCCAGGUGUCCCUUCUGAACCUCACCCCGUCUUAGAGAAGCUGCGAAUGGUAAACAACUACAACCCCAAGGACUUUGACUGGAACCCCAAACAAGGACGCGUGUUCAUCAUCAAGAGCUACUCGGAGGACGACAUCCACCGCUCUAUCAAGUACAACAUCUGGUGCAGCACGGAGCACGGGAACAAGCGUCUGGACGCGGCCUACCGCUCUCUGGGGGGUAAAGGCCCACUCUACCUGCUCUUCAGUGUCAACGGCAGCGGGCACUUUUGUGGUGUGGCAGAGAUGCGCUCUCCCGUGGACUACAACACGUCCGCGGGCGUGUGGGCGCAGGACAAGUGGAAGGGCCGCUUUGAUGUGCGCUGGAUCUUUGUAAAGGACGUUCCCAACAGUCAGCUGAGGCACAUCCGGCUGGAGAACAAUGAGAAUAAACCCGUCACCAACUCCCGGGACACACAGGAGGUGCCCCUAGACAAGGCCCGGCAGGUGCUCAAGAUCAUGGCAGCCUACAAACACACCACCUCCAUCUUCGAUGAUUUUUCCCACUACGAGAAACGCCAGGAGGAGGAGGAGUGUGUCAAAAAGGUGGAGGUCCAGGGCAGUGAGCCAUAUCCCAGCAACCCCAGCAGCCGAAGUCAUUACAGGAUCCAGGAGCGCCAGGGACGGGUCAAGUAAGCGUUCUAAAGACUGCUAUGGCCUAAAGCCCAACCACCUUUCUCUGCUGAUCUCUAAUUCUACUAGGGGUGAUGAACUAACACGGACAACAAACUAAAUGAAGACUUUCUUGAUUUCUUUUGACUUUAAAGACUUACUUCGAACUUGUAGUAAAAAGAAAAAGGAAACAGAUAUUCAUAGGACUACAACUUAAUGCAUAGCACCCUUAGGUGAACUUUUUUUUGCCCCACCCCAUUCCACUACAUAUGCUUUCUCCCUCAUAUGCUGCUUUCCUUUGAAAAGAAAGGAUCAUUUCCUGUUUUUAUGGUCCAAGAGCCAGUCUAAAUCUCCAGCCACACAAAUCCAACAUAAAUGUGUGAUGUUGUCUUCUAAUGGUUUCCAAAGUGAAGAAUGGGCACUUUGUCUGAUUUUCUGAGUUCCCCUUUGGCCGUGUGCUCCUGAGGAUAAGCCGUGGGACUGUACCAGUGGAGACUCCAUGGAGCGUUCUGUCUCUCCAGCUUCUGUUGUUCGCCAUCAUUUUCUGUUUGAGAGCACUGCUCCUGUUCAACAGCCUUGUUUUGUUUUGAAUGGAUGCUAUAGGGAAGGUAGUGUCUGGGGGUUGUCAAAAUGGGUUGAAACGUUAAGUUGAUAAUUUUACUGUUUAAAAACCAUUGGACUUUAUUUCCAUGUCUUUCCCCUAGACAAGUAAAACCCAAUGCUACAGGCUGCUCUUUUGGUUUCUCUUUUCCUCCGUUUUUCUAAAGACAGUGAUUGGAGUGGCCUUGCCCCCACUCUUUCAUUAAUCAGUUUAAAGGUAAUAAAUGUGAUAUAUUGAGCAGAA
Molecule: messenger RNA, 3120 nt
Organism: Periophthalmus magnuspinnatus
Lineage: Eukaryota; Metazoa; Chordata; Actinopteri; Gobiiformes; Gobiidae
Gene: ythdf2
Product: YTH N6-methyladenosine RNA binding protein F2
Exons: 5
Coding region: 405-2300 (631 amino acids)
Biological process (GO): mRNA destabilization
Cellular component (GO): cytoplasm
Molecular function (GO): mRNA binding; N6-methyladenosine-containing RNA reader activity
Source: RefSeq, a predicted model, not a curated record